AUGCCUGUAUCACUAAGUGAAUGGAGGGUCCGAAUCGGAACAUUUGUUCAUUGGAUUAAGGAGUAUGAGGUUAAGGAGAGGAGAGAAAGAUUGCUGAAAGAAAGGAUUCGAAGACUAAAGGUUCUUUGCGAGAGACUUGAAGCGAAAAUUGGUGAUUCUGGAGAGGAUUCCGAAGAUGACAAAAGCAGACAAGAUGACCCUGAUUCUAAGGGAUGUCCUCAUAAAACUUCGAACAUUCGGUCGUCAGGAAACUCAUCAGAUAUCAAGAAUUUACUGACUUCAUGUGAUCAGUGCAUACAGGAUUUAUUAACGGCAAGUGAUUCUCAUAUCAAGGAGAUACUCACCCCUUCUGAUACAUGUAUUAAACAAUUGCUGACACCAAGGAGAGAAAGAUUGCAAAGGAUUCAGAGACUAAAGGUUCUUUGCGAGAGACUUGAAGCGAAAAUGGGUGAUUCUGGAGAGGAGUCCGAAGAUGACAAAAGCAGACAAGAUGACCCUAAUCACAAGGGAUGUCCUCAUAAAACCUCAAACAUUCGAUCGUCAGGAAACUCAUCAGAUAUCAUGGUUUUACUAACUUCGUGUGAUCAGUGCAUACAUGAUUUAUUAACGGCAAGUGAUUCUCAUAUCAAGGAGAAACUUGGCCCUUCUGAUACAUGUAUUAAACAAUUGCUGACACCAAAUGAUUCAAACAUUAGACAUCUGCUCUCUGUAACAAACUCUUGUAGAAAGGACCAACAUAUUGCAUGUGACUCUCACAUUGAAGAUCUUACCAUGCUUACACCGAACUUUUCAAACAUCAGGGAGUUAAUUAUACAUUCUGAUGCUUGUAAAGAUGAUAUUCUAUCUGAUUCUGACAUCAAAGAGUUACUUACACCACGAGACUCCGUCAUCAUUGAAAUACUGCAGCCAAAAUACUAUUGCACCAACAGGUUACUUACACCAAGAGAUUCUUGCAUCCAGGAGUUACUAAUACCUAGAGAUUCUUGCACCCGGAAGUUACUUACACCUAGAAAUUCCUACAUACAAGAGUUACUUACACCUAGAGAUUCUUGCAUCCAGGAGUUACUAACACCUAGAGAUUCUUGCACCCAGGAAUUACUUACACCUAGAGAUUCCUACAUCCAAGAGUUACUAACACCUAGAGAUGCUUGCAUCCAGGAGUUACUAACACCUAGAGAUUCUUGCACCCAGGAGUUACUAACACCUAGAGAUUCCUACAUCCAGGAGUCACUUACACCUAGAGAUUCCUACAUCCAGAAGUCACUUACAUUUAGAGAUUCUCACAUCCAAGAAACUUUUACUUCAAGAGAUUCCUACACAAGUGAGUCACUUACACCGGGGGACUCCUACAUCCAUGAGUUAUUCACACAAAUAGAUGCCCAUACUAUCGAGUUACUGACGCGAACAGAUUCAUACGCUAAUGAGCUACCUACACCAGGAGACUCCUACAUCCAGGAGUUACUAGCAAGAGAUUCCUAUACCAAUGAGUCACUUACACAGAGACAUUCCUUCACCAAUACGUCACUUAAUCCAGGAGACUCCUACAUGUACAUCCACGAGCUAAUUACACCAAGAGAUUCCUACACCAAUAAACCACUUACACCAGGAGACUCCUACAUCCAGGACUUACUUACACCUAGAGAAUCUUACAUCCGAGAGUUAUUGACAACAAGAGAUGUUCACACCAAUUUGUCAAUUGCACCAGGAGACUCCUACAUCCAGGAGUUACUAACACCAAGAGAUUCCUACACCAAUGAGCCACCUAGACCAGGACAUUCCUACACCAAUACGUCACUUACUGGGGACAAACAAAUUUCGGCUACAUCUGGCUUAGACAGUGAUGCCGUACAACAUGGAAAGGAGAUGGCAAUCAUAUCAUCAAGACCAUCAUGCCAAAAAACGGAAAGCUUGAAAGGAACAGUUGAUGUGAUGUUAUCACAGCAGCCGUACCUGACUGAGUUACUGCUUGUUAAAGCUGGGGAUGUGGAGCUCAACCCGGGUCCUCUUCACGGACCAAUAGAUAGUGUACUGCAGGAGAUUGAACUCAUACGGCUUGCUGAAGUAGUUCCAGGCGACUGCUACUAUAAACUAUGCAAUGGUCUUGGUGUCAGCUCAGCGCUGAGCAAAAAUGUACUGACCAAAAAUCACUUGGACUUCAAAGAAGCUUUGAUCGAAUUGUUCAACGGAUGGAAAGUCAAGCAGAGAGAUGGCACCGAUUGUAAAGCACUUCUUGGAGAAAUUCUUCAAAAUGCUGAUAUGGGUGCGCUUCAGACAAAAUUAUUGGAAGGUGGAUAUCUUACAUCUGGAACCUCACCGUCUGAUCCGAUUAUGACUGAGGCACAGGUUCUCAAGUGUGGGGAAGACUUGAUGACAUUCUAUCGCGAACAAAUGUGCAAAAUCAAACCUGACCCGCUUGAUUUCAAUAUCAUCCUUGAAUUUGAGCAUAUUUACACGAACUUAACGCUGCUCAGGAACGAAAUGGGAACAAGCAGAACCAAAAUGCCACUGAAUUACGCUGAUCUUCUUACUACACAGAUUAAUGGGGUACUUCCUAAACGUCUUCUGGUUGAAGGUGAAGGUGGUGUUGGUAAAACGACCUUCUGUUCGAAGAUCGCAUGGGAUUGGGUCAAUGGAUCUUCAGAGUUUCAGCGCUUCAGUUGGGUUCUGGUUAUACCCCUGCGUACCGUUGUCAAGGGUCAGACGAUUGGUGAUAUUAUGAAAAACUAUCUCUCCGAUAGUAAUGCUGUAAGCCCUAGACAGAUCGAUAAUUAUAUAUUGUCUCAACCUACAAAGGUACUUAUUGUACUUGAUGGACUCGAUGAGUAUGAUGGGGAUAUCUCAGCCACAUCAAGCUCAGAUAUUUCUCGGAUUCUACAGUUGGAGAAAUUCAAGGAAUGCAUAGUUCUGGUGACAACAAGACCGUGGAGGGCGGAUAAGAUCAAAUCCAACGAAUCAUUGAGUAGGUCGUAUGCUUUCAUUGCAGUAGACGGAUUUAGUCCUGAAAAUGUCUCGAAAUAUAUCAGCAAGUACUUCGUGAAUGAUGAAAAGGUGGGAUCAGAACUGAGUCAGUUUAUUGAAGUAAACGAUGUAAUCAAGGAGAACAUGGCACCCUUCCCAAUUUUCGUAGCAAUGUUAUGUCUCUUGUGGGCAUAUUGCGACAGUGAGAAACGAGAAGUGAUACGCAGACUGAAGACAUUUUCUCAAUUAUUUGAACAAAUGAUCAUGUAUCUAAGAGACCAUUAUGUAUCAAAGGUCACUAAAGAAUUACGUAAAGCACAUCUGGACAAGGAAAUUGAAAAAGCCAAGCUUUGUUUGCAAAGAAUAGGAUCGAUUGCUUUCUCAGGACUCCUGAAAAAGAAGUUGGUCUUUAAUGAGGAGGACUUCAGCUUGUGUACGGAAGCCAUGGAGACAUGUUGCAGAAUUGGAGUUCUAAGUCAGGAAAAUCGAAAUGUAUCCAGAUGGAAAAGAAGUUUGACUGCUUCACAGCCUAUAGCCACUAGUGUCUUUUUUCCUCACAAAUUAUUUCAAGAAUAUAUUGCAUCUGUUUAUCUUGCCUCUCUUUAUGACACGAAUCGCGAAGAGUACAGUAGGUCGAUGGGCGAAGUACUGGGGAAGAGCUCACAAGAAUUCCGUUACCUCUUGUAUUUCACCGCUGCCCUGGGAAAGGAGGUGGGACUUGAUAUUGUCAAGAAAAUUCAACUAAAUACAACCAAUUUAGCCAGAACCGUAUAUGAUGACUCUGGUUACGCACAUCCAAAAGGACAUGACAUGAAUUUUCUUGUAGACAUCACUUUUGAAGCGUACAACAAAGACACGGCGAAAGCAGUAGGACAGGGAAUAUUUGCAAACGAGAGAAUACUAACUAUCGAUAAAGGCAUGCCUGCUCACACAACUUCUGGUUAUUUAUUCAUCAUGGAACAGCAUGGAAUGGAGACUUUGGUAUUCAGAGACAGAUCAUUUGGCCCGACAGUAUCACGUGACCUAGCAGACGUCAUAUUGACAUCAAACUCAUUAUCAAGAUUAGAGUUUAAUUGUACAACAUUGGAUGAGGACUUUUAUCACCUAAUGUAUACACAAGUUUCUACAGUGGCGGGAGGUAAAUCCUCAAUCAAAGAGCUGGGUGUAGAUAAUCAAUUCUUCAAUGGUCUACAGAGGUUUAAUAAUGGUGACAUUAAUGUGACCGUUAGGGACCUAUUCCCGAGCUUGACACAAUUGACUUUUACCACUGUCCAUAAUACUGUCUCAGCGGGAGAUGUUGAACUGUUGGCACAUUCCAGCCUAGCAGUGUUGUCUAUUGAGCGUGGUGAGAAAGGCAGAUAUCUAGUUCCUCUCAUUGGAGAACCUACUUCACUUGGGCAACUUUUCUCCAGUUCGUUCCCCCAACUCACCUGUCUGACCUUCCGAGAGCUGGUAAUGGGCAACAUACGCAGUGAAGCAAUACUAUGUCAUCUAAAGAACCACCUGCAUUUGAAAUCAAUAAGUAUCAUUAGCUGUUUUACUGAUGACGAACUGGACCCCAUGGCUGAACAAAUAACUGCUGAGAACAGGAUGAAAAUAACACUUCAACAUGAUACGGCACAGAGGAGGUUAUCUUUUGACAGAAGUAAUGGACCAUUAAACAUAAAUAUGAUAGAUGCACUUUGCCAUAGAACAUGUGUCCGUCAGUUGAAUGUGGAUAAGUAUGGCGUAGAGAUUGCAGGUGAAGUAUGCUUUCCAGGCCUUCAUGGCCGAGAGGUGGAUUCAAAGAUUCACAAGUUACAUAUCAAAUCCCUGAAAUUACAUGAUAACCGAUCAGCAUCCUGUUGUCUGGGGAAGUUUGUCAGUCUCCUGUCUCACUUGGCAGACCUGAUGAUUGACGGAUGUGACUUUCAUGAUGAUUUCUACAAAGAGAUUGCUGAUGGAGCUUCUUCAUCUCCGGUAAAAUGUAUUUUUAAAUAG
Molecule: messenger RNA, 4938 nt
Organism: Strongylocentrotus purpuratus (purple sea urchin)
Lineage: Eukaryota; Metazoa; Echinodermata; Echinoidea; Camarodonta; Strongylocentrotidae
Exons: 10
Coding region: 1-4938 (1645 amino acids)
Source: RefSeq, a predicted model, not a curated record